AUUCCAGAUCCUAAACGGAAAACAAAACCCAAUGAAAUUCGACAUACUGGAGAGACGAUCAAUAUAAUUUAGGGUUUCACUCAAAUCUAAACCCGAUACCAAUCCGAGACGUUAAUCAGCUUAGUAUCUUCUCUUUUUCGUAAAGCGAUAACGCAGAGAUGCCACAGAGACACUCGAAGAACAACAACGACUUAGCGUUUUUCACUUACGACGAGAAGAGAAAGCUAGGUUAUGGAACCCAGAAGGAGAGAUUGGGGAAAGAUUCGAUCAAGCCGUUUGAUGUUUGCUGCCUCUGUUUGAAGCCCUUCAUCGACCCCUUGUGCUGCCAAAAGGGUCAUGUCUUCUGUAAAGAGUGCAUCCUCGAGUGCCUCCUCGCCCAGAAAAAAGACAUACAGAGGAAGCUAGCUGCCCAUUCUGCUCAACAGAAGCAAGAGAAGGAAGAGGAAGACGAGAAGCUAGCAUUGCAGAAAGCAAGAGAGCUAGAUGCCUUUGAUCAGCAAAAUCAUGGUGCUCUUCCCCAGUACAGUGAUAGAAACCAUUGUCGAGACAAGAAUGGUUUUCAUGGGGCAAACAGUGUUAAGGUCACGUCUUAUGAAGAGGAAGCACUUCGGACAAUGAAAGCAUUUUGGCUCUCAGAGGUUGGCUGA
This is a messenger RNA of Carica papaya (papaya), 647 nucleotides long. RefSeq names its product phosphoinositide binding protein. Gene Ontology annotation, cellular component: nucleus. Gene Ontology annotation, molecular function: ubiquitin protein ligase activity. Lineage: Eukaryota; Viridiplantae; Streptophyta; Magnoliopsida; Brassicales; Caricaceae. The record is from RefSeq and is a predicted model, not a curated record.